AUGGCCGCCGGAUUAAGUGGUGGGGAUGGGUGGAAUUUGCCUAGAGGUGAAGAGGAUGGUGAGGUUGAUUGGUCUGCUAUUAUAGUUAUGGCUAUUGAAGAGCCAAUUAUUAACAUUGAAGAGAUAGAUAGCGAUUCGUUUGAUUCCAAAGAAGCAGCUUAUGAUUUUUACAAUGAAUAUGGUGGCAGAGUGGGUUUUAGUAUUCGGAGAGAGUACAAAAACAACAGUCAGAAGGAUGGAAAAGUAACAUCUAGAAAUUUUGUGUGUUGUAAGGAGGGAAAAAGAAGUGAGGACAAGAGGAACAGGAAAAUAAAGAAUCGAAGGGCUGAAACAUGCACGGAUUGUCGUGCACGUAUGCUUAUUGCCUUUAAUAUGGAAUUUGGUAAGUACAUUGUCAAAGAUUUUAAAGAUACUCACGACCAUCCCCUCAUCAGUGAGGAUUGUGCCCACAUGAUGCCAUCGCAGCAAAAAAUAAAGUUUGUGCAAGCUAUUGAUGUGGAGUUGGCUGCCGAUUAUGGAAUGCCAGUUCGUAAAGCCUUUGAGUUAAGUUCGAGGCAAGCUGGUGGUAGAGAAAGUAUUGGCUUCAUGAAGGUUGAUGUACAAAAUUAUAUUUGGACGAGAAGACAGAACGACCUUGAACUUGGUGAUGUGAAUUGGUUGAUGAAUUAUUUCCAGACACAGUGUUUGGAAGAUCCAUCAUUAUUCUAUGCCGUGCAAUUGGACAGCAGUGCAAUGAUAACAAAUAUAUUUUGGGCCGAUUCAAAAAUGAUAUUAGAUUAUGGGCAUUUUGGAGAUGUGUUGACAUUUGAUACCAUGUACAAACUUGUUUAUAGGAAUCGGCCUUUUGCAGUUUUUGUCGAUUUGAACCAUCACCGGGAGACAGUUGUGUUUGGAGCAGCUUUCAUGUAUGAUGAGACAACUGAUUCUUUUGGUUGGUUAUUCAAUACAUUCUUGAAUGCCAUGUCCCAUAAAGCACUAAGGAUGAUCUUGACCAACCAAGACGCUGUAAUGGCAAAGGCAUUAGUCCAGGUCAUGCUCGAUACAAAACACCUUCUAUAUACAUGGCACCUAAUGCAAAAUGCCCAAAAGCAUCUUGGGAAUUUGCCUGUUGGUGGGAAUGGCAUAAAAAGUGUGAUAUCAAAAUUAAUGUACGAGAUUGAGGGUAAGGAAGAAUUCUUACUGGAAUGA
Molecule: messenger RNA, 1188 nt
Organism: Cornus florida
Lineage: Eukaryota; Viridiplantae; Streptophyta; Magnoliopsida; Cornales; Cornaceae
Product: protein FAR1-RELATED SEQUENCE 5-like
Exons: 3
Coding region: 1-1188 (395 amino acids)
Source: RefSeq, a predicted model, not a curated record